Haliotis rubra (blacklip abalone) is the source of this 2069-nucleotide messenger RNA. Its product is annotated as coiled-coil domain-containing protein 25-like. The record is from RefSeq and is a predicted model, not a curated record. The transcript is spliced from 8 exons. Bases 70 to 696 code for a protein of 208 amino acids. Lineage: Eukaryota; Metazoa; Mollusca; Gastropoda; Lepetellida; Haliotidae.
AAAACAACAACUUCCGUCUGGUUGUUGACAACGUGAACCACACUUUUAAGUUUAUUUCUUGUCACGACAAUGGUCUUUUACUUCAUUAGCAAUGUGGUGUCUCCACCCUACACAAUGUACAUGGGACUGGACAAGCAUGAAAAUGAGGAUUUGAUCAAGUGGGGAUGGAAGGAGGAUGUAUGGUUCCAUGUUGACAAGGUGUCCUCAGCUCACGUAUACCUCCGGCUCCAUUCAGGAGAAACAUUAGACGAUGUCCCUCAGGCUGUGGUAGAUGAGUGUGCCCAGCUGGUGAAGGCCAACAGUAUUCAAGGCAACAAGAUGAACAACAUUGACGUUGUGUACACAAUGUGGGAAAACCUGAAGAAGACAGCAGGGAUGGAUGUAGGGCAGGUGGGCUUCCACAGACAGAAGGAGGUGAGGAAAGUUAGAAUAGAGAAGAGAAUCAAUGAGAUAGUGAACCGAUUAAACAAGACAAAGGAGGAGCGUUCCCCUGAUUUGAGACAAGAGCGGGAAAACCAAGAUAAGCUGGAGCGGGAAGACAAGAGAAGGAAGGAACAGGAGAUCAAACAACGAGAUAAGGAGGAUGAGAAACGGAGGAAGGAACAAGCAGAGCUGCGUUCCUAUGACAGUCUAAUGAGGCCUGAAAACAUGCAGUCUAAUGUGGAUGAUGGCAAUGACUCAGAUGACUUUAUGUGACUGGGACACAUGAAGGUUAAGGACGCCCAUGACAUCCUGGACACACCACUUGAACAAUAUCAAGGGAAUCCGCCAUGCUCAUGGGUCAGGGAAGGCCAACAGUUCCACCACAUGCCAACAAUGAUCCAAUCACUGUGUGUUCUUCUACCGUGGGAUGUGGUUUUUACCAAUCACGUCAAUGGUUACACACGGGUCAAAGCAUGGAAACAGUUGGCCAGAUUGGAAGAUUUUGUGAUCGAGUGCUAGUGAGAUUUUAAAGCCUCAUAAUUGAGAAAUCACCAGGUGGACAUUCAGAACUGUGAUCUAUAUGGACAAGUCCUGCGCAUCAUUAGGAGAUGAGGUGUGUGUGAGUUGGAUGUGUGACCUGCUCAUAUUAGUUGACUUCAGUGAUACAAGAGUCAGUAUCUGAUAUCUAUAUGUGAUAUACCCUGCUUUGUGCCUUGAGGGGAAAAAUGCCAGCAUCUGAUGUCACGCCAGUAAUGUCAAGCCACAGCGACUGUUGUCAACUGUUGCCCAGUCUCAAGGCUACAACAUGCAUCGCUUGGAACAUUGAUUCAUUCUAUCACUGUCAACAAGCCCCAUCGGCACAGGCUCAUUCAGUGUGCGAAAUAGCCACCGGCCCGCUAGCCUGUGGCUAGUAAAAAUCCAGUCGGGCCAGUAAAUCUCCACAGUCACUGGCUCAAUGAUGAAACCUGUGUCUACAUUUAAAUUUCGGGCAUAGCGAAGUAUUUUGUGGGCUAGCAACUUUCAGGCAUAGCUAGCCCGACUGGCUAGCAAAAUAUGGAACCUUUUUCGCACACUGGGCUCAUUAUAAGAGUUGGUUUACAGAUUACAUCGUCCUAAGACCUUCCUGCUGCUCCAGCUAAGAACUGAAUAAAACCUUACAUAUUUUAGCUGAAUUUACAGAUACCCCAACCAAAAUAAUUGAAAAUUAGAAAAUAUAUACAAUUAAGGUCUUUACAUACUGCCAGUGGUAAAGGUAAUUAAUUUGGGACAAUAAAAACAACAGUGAAAUGCUGCUGUCAGGUUUCCAAAUUUUAUUUAUGAUGAUCCACACCAUGAUUUACCAUCUAUCCUAUCUAUUGUUUUCACAUGCCAAUUCUAAUCAAACUUUAAGAUGAAUUAAAAAAUACUGUACUGUUCAGUCUUACCAACCAAAUAUUUUGCUAUCCAAAUUUGUAAACCCCAAAAGAGAAAAUCUGGUCUGUUGACAAAAGGAAUGGCUUUUCCCUUCCAUCAUUUCUUGUAGGCAUUUUUAUUUAUUAAGUACAAAAGUAAUAUUAAGAUACAGUCAAAUCUUUGCAAGUAGAAACUAGAUAAAAACAAGAAAAGUAAGAUAUGUAGGUACUGCUUUAAGGAUAUCCAACAGCAUA